Molecule: messenger RNA, 546 nt
Organism: Leptosia nina
Lineage: Eukaryota; Metazoa; Arthropoda; Insecta; Lepidoptera; Pieridae
Source: the annotation of a GenBank genome assembly
AUGAGAACUUACUCCGAGGAAACGAGGAUCAGGGUCGCGGAAAUUAACCCGAUCAGAUCAUAUUAUGAGACGUCUGCGCAAUUCGAAAUGGGCUACGUCAUGUCGGAGAUACUUGAAAGAUAUCGAAAAUUGGUGGAGAACCUGAAAGGUCCACACGAGAAAAGCCAACGUUCCGAUCAAUUGAACUACGUCAUAAAACGUUGCGAGUACGUCCAGAAACUGUAUUUCGAGAUCUUCCACUUGUGCAACAUGUUCCAUGAGAUAGAGAAGAAGUGGGAGCUACAGCUGAAACUGGAAGCGAAAGGCCCUGAAGACGCAUUGGAGGAGGGCGAAGACUUGGACAUGGACGAACGUCUGAGACGAAUUGAACUUAGCAUAGAAAAGGCAAAGCGAGCUCGCGAAAGAGAGAGAAAGAGAAGAUUGAAGGAACGAAAGAACCUUGAGAAAAUGGGAAAUAUUGCGGAGAGAUUUGGCAAAAAAGACUAUCGCCCCGUCAACAAGUGGUGGCCACUCGACUACGGCUGGGAAAUCGAUUACUAUUGGUGA